This is a messenger RNA of Babesia bigemina, 432 nucleotides long. RefSeq lists its product as hypothetical. The transcript has 5 exons. NCBI's taxonomy places the organism in Eukaryota, Apicomplexa, Aconoidasida, Piroplasmida, Babesiidae. The coding region runs from base 1 to 432 and encodes 143 amino acids. The record is from RefSeq and is a predicted model, not a curated record.
AUGUCGGUGUUGCGCUACGCCGUGCGCGGCCGCGUGCAGUACUACCCGGUUCAUAUCGCCUCAGAGCUGCAGUAUAAGCGCAUGCGGAUGGGCCAGUGGCCGCCUGAAGGCGCAUCGCCGCUCCACCCAGUAGAUCGAGCCUUGGGGCAAGCAGUUCUUCGUCUGCAGCCUGAGACAUUGCUCUGCGUCGCCAAUCAUGAGCGGAAGCCGCUGAUCGCGUUCGACAGCAUCAAGGAGGCGCUGGAGAAGUACGAAAACGAGGAGCAGGUGAGCCUUAAUGCCAUGCUGCGCAAAGGCGUGCAGGAGCCGGACAUGCGCUACGAGAUGCGGCGCCUGGAGGUGCUAGAGGACAACUACGCAAUGCAGCGCAUGAAGACGGGCAGGCACAGCUCCCACACGAUCAUGCGUGCGCGCCCCAGGAACAAAAAGUAA